Molecule: messenger RNA, 360 nt
Organism: Cyphellophora attinorum
Lineage: Eukaryota; Fungi; Ascomycota; Eurotiomycetes; Chaetothyriales; Cyphellophoraceae
Exons: 2
Coding region: 1-360 (119 amino acids)
Source: RefSeq, a predicted model, not a curated record
AUGGUGCGCCUACCAGUCGCCACGGCUCUGGUGAGUGCUGCCACAGCCGGCGCGCUUACGCUUCCCGCCCAAACAGCCACCAGCGCUGUCGCUGCCGCACAAGCGACGCCGGAAACCACUGCAGCGCCUGAGGUGGACCUGGCUCUGUUCCAGACAGGGGACUACCUUGGACCAGUCUGUGGCUAUGUGACCGGCAGAUCAGGUGUGCCCAGUCUCAUGACCUCCAAUGAGGUAAUUCAUCAAUCGUAUGGUAUUCAGGUUAUUUUUCAUCAGUUGUAUGCUCAAGCGCCUAUUGCGGCCACCAAGACGAAUACUCGGUCCUCGCUUGCUGCGACACACUGCGAAGCGAUGGUGGCUUGA